This is a messenger RNA of Xiphias gladius (swordfish), 698 nucleotides long. RefSeq names its product lipopolysaccharide-induced tumor necrosis factor-alpha factor homolog. Gene Ontology annotation, molecular function: zinc ion binding. The record is from RefSeq and is a predicted model, not a curated record. Bases 141 to 698 code for a protein of 185 amino acids. Lineage: Eukaryota; Metazoa; Chordata; Actinopteri; Istiophoriformes; Xiphiidae. The transcript is spliced from 6 exons.
GCCAGAGAAUGAUAUAACUUUGAGGAAACAGGUUCAACUGGCUGUGAUGUCACGACUGUCACCAACAUGGUACGUGUUUCCUCCUGCCAGCCGAGCUUCGUCAUUCGUCCAAGCGUCCUGUUUGACUGGACGAUCUCCUAAUGGAACCUCCUUCGUAUGAAGAGGCCAGUCUCCACCCUCCUGCUCUGAGUACAGAAGGAUUCAACAUCCCCCCUCCCCCCUACUACGACGCCUCCCUCUCCUCCCCCCCGACGCCUCCUCCCACCUAUGGAGAAGCAGUUACGAUCCAGCCGGACCCAUUUCCCGUCCUGACUUCACCCUCUGUGCCAAUUGCUGUGACAUCACCUCCCCAAAACACUGGAAACAUAAUCCAUCCACAUACACAAGUUGGUGUAACACCGACUGUCAACGGCAGACAAAGUCAGCCAGUAGUUGUGACCCAGCCACAGCCCGUCCCUGUCUCGGUGGCAUAUCUGAGAGACAUCCCUGGUUUGGUAUGCUGCCCACACUGCCACCGCACUGUCACCACUAAAGUCACAUACCUGCCUGGGAAGGCUGCCUGGUGCAUGUGUAUACUUCUCACACUGAUGGGGUUGGUAUGUGGUUUCUGUCUGAUACCGUUCAUGGUACGUGGACUACAAGAUGCACAUCACUCCUGCCCACAGUGUGGGAACCACCUGUACAUAUACACAAGAUGA